This is a messenger RNA of Volvox carteri f. nagariensis, 750 nucleotides long. RefSeq lists its product as uncharacterized. Gene Ontology annotation, molecular function: methyltransferase activity. The record is from RefSeq and is a predicted model, not a curated record. The coding region runs from base 1 to 750 and encodes 249 amino acids. Gene Ontology annotation, biological process: N-terminal protein amino acid methylation. The transcript is spliced from 8 exons. Lineage: Eukaryota; Viridiplantae; Chlorophyta; Chlorophyceae; Chlamydomonadales; Volvocaceae. Gene Ontology annotation, cellular component: cytoplasm.
AUGGUUUUGUUGCGGGGCGACCUGCCGUACGCCUCUCCCAGGUACCAGAAAGCUGUGUCGUACUGGGACCAGCAAGAAGCGUCGUACAACGGUGUCUUGGGCGGCUUUGGAUACACGUCGGACCUGGAUGUACGGGAUAGCCGGGCGCUAUUGCUGAAGGCCAUGAGGGUCCAAUUGGAGGCUGCAGACAAGGGGACGAGAACGCUGACAGCGCUUGACUGCGGUGCCGGUGUGGGUAGAGUGACGGAGCAGCUGCUGCGACAUCACUUCCACUGUGUUGACCUGUUGGAACCUAGCAGGCACCUGCUCGAUACCGCAGCGGGGCAGUUCUUUUGCUCCGGCCUGCAGGUACGGAGGUACACCCGCCCAUUUUGCGCUUUGCGCGUGUUCGUACAUGGUCCCUGUCGAUCCAGGUACGACGCGAUUUGGAUCCAGUGGUGUCUGCUGUACCUGACGGAUGUUGACUUCGUGUCGCUGUUCCAACGUGCCGUUGCUGGGUUGAAGCCCGAUGGUCUUAUCUUCGUCAAGGAGAACAUCUGCAAGGAGGGCUUUGUCCUAGACAAGGAGGACUCGUCCUUGACUCGCAGCAACGCCUUCAUGCUCGAACUCUUUCAGCGGGCAGGUGUGCAGGUGCUGUACAACGUAAAGCAACGCAACUGGCCCAAAGAGCUUUUUGAAGUGCGUAUGUACGUUGUCAAACCUCGGACGGCGCAGCAAAAUCAGCAGAAUGAACGACAUCAAGAGCAAUAA